Molecule: messenger RNA, 2237 nt
Organism: Rhopilema esculentum
Lineage: Eukaryota; Metazoa; Cnidaria; Scyphozoa; Rhizostomeae; Rhizostomatidae
Product: coiled-coil domain-containing protein 33
Cellular component (GO): peroxisome
Source: RefSeq, a predicted model, not a curated record
CAACUACUUCCCCAACCCUGCUUCCUGCGUCAAAGGUCAAGGAACUGCAUCAAAACAGACGUGACGUUGCACGAAAAAUGCCAAUAGGUUAAAGAGCAAUGGAACUAUGAAGAGGGUGGAAACUUUGUUACAAAAGCUGUGGCUUAGAAAGCCAGGAACAUAUUACUGUAACAUUUCCUUUUACAAUGACAAUGAAUUAUUAGAUGCAACAGUUGAGGGGCAUUGCCCUUUUAACGUAAAGAAAAAUGGCAUUCUUUGGGACAUUGGACCCAUAUCUGGAUCGAAUUCGGAUGGGGACAUUCACACCUUUCCAAGUUUGAAAUUUGCUUGCCUUUUGUCAGAAUCUAACAUUCUAAAACCAACUGUCAUUCGCUUAAAUUUAUACCAAGAAUUGCCUGUCAGCUUCCCUUCUACAUCACAAAAUGCUGAAAACAAAACACAUUUACUUUUACAAGCAAGUGGUGUUUUACAGUUGAUACUGCCUGGAAAAGUUUUAAACUCAAAACACCAAGACUUGAAGCAUGGAAAAGAGCACACACAAAGGCUGAUGAUAAACAGCAAUAUAAGUUCUGGUGGAAUAAAAUUUCACUUAGGAUCACUCACUCUAACAUCUGUAAUCCAUGAAAAAUAUGACGAGGACACUUUUUCAACAGCAAAAUCUGUUGAGAUGUCACUACCUGUGAAGUCUGUUUCACCAAUAUUUGAGGAAACUGACCAGCCAGUGACCCAAGCCAGGCAAUCUCCAGCAAAAGUUUGGUCACAGUAUGAUGUUACCAGAUCUUCAACUCUUCCAAAUCUUAUGUUUGAGGCAAGAGAAAGUCUUCCUGCUCUUGAUGCUGUUAAGCAGAUUUUACCCAUGUAUUAUCAACUGGUCAAGUCUCCUCCAGAUCGAUGUGAAUCUGUCAAACCUUAUUUGCAAAUUGAUGAACCAGUUGAAGAACUAGUCGAUGGUAUUUCUGGUGCAAACCCUGAAAAGAGGAGUCGUGGUUUAAAUGAUGGCAAAAGCUCGUUCCAUUUGAAUGCUGAAAAAAUGAAUGCGGAUAAUGAGGCCAAGAGCGUGCUUGAUAAACAUGUCAUCACUGUUUUAGAUUAUCAGACCAAGGAACUCGAUAGAUACAGACAGGCAAUCCGACAAAUGGGUGAAUUGAUCGUCGACUUGAGAAGCAAAAUUUCCACUCUGGAGAUGAAAAAUAGCCAACUACGAGCGAAUGUAUAUUAUACCGGCAGAUCUUCAAGCGCUUCUGUCGAUGCCCAUGAUGAGAAUUCAUAUACAGGCUCUAUAAAGAGGGACUUCAUGGCUACAGUCGAGGAAGUGGAAGAACAAAAGAUUGCAAUACUUAAACUACAGAAUGAAUUAAUCAAGAAAAAUGAAUAUGAGAAAAAAUACCUAAAGCUACUGAAGGCUCAUCAAUCCCAGCAAGCAAUGCUUCACGAUUAUCAGGGGAAAAUGUCAAAGUAUAGCCUUCUUGAGAAAACCUGCAAGCAACAAGAAAAGAUAAUUCGAGAGCUAGAAUCAAAUGGUACCAGAAGCAAAUCAAAAAAGAUUUCACUUUCUGAUAACACAGCAGAAAGGUCGAAGACUGUUUCGUUCCAAGAAGAUCCUUCGUUUUCUAAGAAAUCUACUCAACUCGUGCCGUUGCAGAACCAAGUCAUACAACCUGCGUCAUUGCAACUAGUGCCCAAUCCACUGCCUAGCAAGAAAUUUUAUCACGACCAAUUCUAUGAUGUUGAAGAGAGAAUGACACUGUUGCAAAAAUUGGAAAAGGCAGAAGGCCGCAUAAUGGCCUUAGAGAGUCAGAUCAUGGACAAUACAAGGCUGUGGGCCAGAGAAAAGUCUCAGAACAAGUUCAGAAUAGGGAAUGGUAUUCCUGAUUUUUCUGGUUUCGAAAGGCGGUUUCCAGCUCCUCUUACAUAUCCUAACGACCAGAUUGUUUUCGAAGAUGGUUUUUAUGGAAAACCAAACCAGCAGCUGAGGGGACAGGACGCUUUCACGAGGUUUCACCACUUAUAAAGCCAUGCAAUUUCUUAUAACUUAUUUAUUUAUAAAUAACUUCCAUAAUUAAUUAGAAUGCAAUAAAAUCCUACACUGAAAUUUAUAACUCAAUUGUUUUAGAAUUAGAGUAGUUUAGGUAAAGUUUUAGGCCAAAAACCUGUUAAUAAUGCGAUGUGUACUAACGUGUACAAAACUUAUUUAUCAAUGUACAAACUAGUUUAAUGACAAUAUUAAUAGAAGAGAA